GGCACGGCCAAGGGAAGGUUUCAAAGGGGGACCUGAAGGGGUAAGCGCGCUAUUUAUUUGCCCGAGCACAACUCCCAAAGUCAAUUGGGGCACCUCCUCUGUCUUUUUUGCCAUAUUUGCACCCCACGAGCUCAACGGGUGGACGAUCGCAGACCAAUUCCAAGUCCUCUGUCUCUAUCUCGAGUGAACGAUAAUACACCAAUCGUCACCAUGUCCAAGAUUAACACCAUCUUGCUCGACUGCGACAACACCCUCGUGCUGUCCGAAGAGCUCGCCUUCGAGGGCUGCGCCGAACUGAUCAACGAGAUCGCCGCCGCCAAGAAUGUGCCUCUCGAGAAGCCCUUCACGGGCGAGUCGCUCAUCGUCGAGUUCGUCGGCCAGAACUUCCGCGGCAUGCUGUUGUCGCUGCAGAAGCGCUACGGCUUCCCCCUGACCGACGCCGAGCUCGAGGACUACGUGCGCCGCGAAGAGGACGUCGUCAUCGCCAAGCUCAAGGAGAAGCUCGUGUCGUGCCCGGGCGUCGACGACGUGCUCGCCAAGCUGGCCGCCUCGGGCGAGUACAAGCUCGCCGUCGUCAGCAGCUCCGCCCUCCGCCGCGUCCAGGCCAGCGUCGACAAGGUCGGCCAGUCCAAGUACUUUGGCGGCGACAUCUUCUCGGCCGCCACGAGCCUGCCCAAGCCCACGAGCAAGCCCGACCCGGCCAUCUACCUGCACGCGAUGGAGAAGCUCGGCAAGAAGGCCGACGAGUGCGUCGCCGUCGAGGACAGCAAGAGCGGCACCCUCAGCGGCACCCGCGCCGGCAUCAAGGUCAUCGGCUACGUCGGGCCGUACAAGGAGGCAGAGAGGGAGAAGAUGGUCAAGGUUCUGACCGAGGCCGGCGCCGUCAUCAUCAUGCACGACUGGAGCGAGUUCGAGGACUGCUUGGCCAAGGUUCAGCGUGGCGAGGUCUAACGGACGGGAACCCAUGAUUCUCAGGCACUGACUGGGUGGUUGGCAAUCUCUGGCAGGCGUUGGGUUUUGUUUGUUGCAUGAUAG
Thermothelomyces thermophilus ATCC 42464 is the source of this 1035-nucleotide messenger RNA. RefSeq lists its product as uncharacterized. Lineage: Eukaryota; Fungi; Ascomycota; Sordariomycetes; Sordariales; Chaetomiaceae. Gene Ontology annotation, molecular function: hydrolase activity. The coding region runs from base 211 to 951 and encodes 246 amino acids. The transcript has 2 exons. The record is from RefSeq and is a predicted model, not a curated record.